Molecule: messenger RNA, 1065 nt
Organism: Volvox carteri f. nagariensis
Lineage: Eukaryota; Viridiplantae; Chlorophyta; Chlorophyceae; Chlamydomonadales; Volvocaceae
Exons: 1
Coding region: 1-1065 (354 amino acids)
Source: RefSeq, a predicted model, not a curated record
AUGAAGCAGGCCUUGCCGAUUUCCAUAUCCCUGGACAAGUUGCCCAGCGACCUGCUCGGCAACAUAGCUGCACUUCUGCCGCUGGACGGCGGCAAGGUGUUCAAGGCAUGCAGCCACGCCAGCAUGGCAUCUAUGCGUAGGGUUCACUUCAGUCCUGCGGGCAUCGCAGCCUUCGCCCGCGCGCACGCCCCUGGCAGCGGGCCAGGAACCUCCCCAACAGCACAGCAGCUCGUGCGUUUCGUGUGCAGGGCGAAGCAGAACGGCCUGCCGAUUGUGACAAGGUACUCCGAGGAGACGCGUUUGAAGUGGCUGGGAGGUAGUACGCCGGCGCAAGUGCGUGCGGAGGCCGUACUUCUGCUGCUGCAGGCGGGCGAGGACGAGAAGCUGCAGGCAGGCGAGAACCACACCGAGGUCCAGUAUUAUGCGCUGCUGGAUCUGUUGACCGACGGUGCGUCGGUUGCGGCGGCAGAGCUGCUUCGUUUGCUCCCAGACGAUGAAGAGCUCGGGGCCCUCGCAUGGAUCGCCAUCUUCUGGACGGGGGCGAUUGGCUACAAGCAGCUGCCGCCCAAACCGGACUCUGCGGCAUACCAGGCAUACCACGACAACCUGGCACGCGUGGCAGGCGUUGCCGCCAAGUGUGGUCUAGUACGUCUGCUACCGGACGACAAGAUGGCGGCCCUCGGGCUACGUAAGAUGUACACGCUACUCGAGACAACCUUGUGUGAGGAUGUCAUUGUGUAUGAGAUUGACUGCGACGCCCGCACCGCUGGCUUCUGUGCACUGCUUCUUCACGGCUGCGGGGCAGCGCCUGGUGCUGCGGCAGCAACGAUUCGCGUCAGCAACCGCAGCGACUCGCUGCUGCUGGCGCUGGCGGGUACGGCGUGGGCACGCCCGGGCGCUGUCGUUGAUGCGCAGCUGCGCGGCCUGGUGCAGGAAGCGUUCAGGGAAGAAAGGCGCCUGCCCGCAGUGGGAGCCCCGGCAGCGCCGCUUCACCUGGGGGUCGGGGUCAACAACUGCGACAUUACAGUUCUGUCGCUCAUUGUGCUGCACGCCCCAGCACAUUGA